CCGAUAUUCAUGGAAAGUGCAAUUAGUUUCUGGGAUUAAAGCACGAGCGUCUGCCCCUCAACACCUCGUUUCUGCCCCUCCUCUCUGAUCAGUGAGGUCACGAUUUCUGUUUCAAGAAUUGGCCACACACAUUCUCCACUUCUCUCAAAUCUAAACCGCCUUUCGUUCGCAAAAAUGCCUUAUCCCGAGACGACUGACGCUUUCGUUGUCACUGAUAUCAAGAAGUGGAGCGAUUUUAAGCGACAAGAAGUCCCACUUAAGAAGUUUGAAGAUGAUGAUGUGGAUAUUGCCGUAGACGCUUGUGGUGUUUGUGCAUCUGAUGUUCACACCAUUACUGGCGGCUGGGGGGAGGAGAUUCCACUCCCGCUUUGCGUAGGACAUGAAAUAAUUGGCAGGGCUAUUAAGAUCGGACCCAAGGUCAAGGGAAUUAAAGUUGGAGAUCGAGUGGGUGUUGGUGCUCAGAUUAGUGCCGAUCUCACAUGCGGCAAUUGCAAGGCAAACAAUGAGAACUACUGCCCAAACCAGAUCGACACGUAUGGAGCUUCAUAUCCUGACGGAACGAUUUCUCAGGGUGGCUACUCGAGUCAUGUGCGAGCGCACCAGUACUUCACAUUCAAGAUUCCGGAUGCGCUGGACACUGCUCUUGCAGCACCUAUGCUAUGCGCUGGCUUAACAUCAUAUAGCCCGCUCAAGAGAUUAGGAGCUGGUCCCGGUAAGAAGGUGGCUAUAUUAGGACUAGGGGGGUUAGGCCACUUCGGUGUUCUCUUCUCCGUCGCUCUGGGCGCCGAAACAUACGUUAUCUCGCACUCUCCUAACAAGAGGGAAGAUGCUCUCAAAAUGGGUGCCAAAGACUUCAUCGUCACCAAGGAGAAGAACUGGGCCGAGCCAUGGAAAUUCACUUUCGAUUUUAUCAUCAACACCGCCGACGCAACAGAUCGCUUCAAUCUCCCAGACUACUUCUCUACACUGAAGGUCAACGGCACGUUCCAUAUGGUUGGCUUCCCAGAUAAGCCACUUCCUACCAUGAUGGCUCAGGAUUUCGCUCCGACUGGUUGCUAUAUUGGUGCUAGCCAUAUCGGCAACCGCCCAGAGAUGGAGGAGAUGUUGGACCUAGCUGCGAAGCAGAAUAUCAAGAGCUGGGUUGAGACAAUUGACCUUAGUGAGAAGGGUUGCAAGGAGGCUGUAGAGAGGGUAUACAAGAACGACAAUGUGAAAUUCAGGUUCACAUUGGUCAAUUACGACAAAGUUUUUGGCAAGAGGGCAUAGAUGGUUACCUGCCUCUUUGCACCGGUAUUCGAAUAGCCAUGAUUACUAGGGGAAUGGUAAUAGACAAAAUGGGGAACUGGCCUUUGCAAUUGAUGUCUUGGUGACGGCUAUUCACCAAAUUUGUUUGCCUUCAUGCAGACUUAUCAUAGUUGAUAUCGUUCGGUUAUGUUAAAGGCUCUGCGAUAAAUUUGUAGGACCUUUUAUUCGGUCUUGCAUAACUAACAAUCUCCCUCUGUUAUCUUAAAGUAACGAUUAAGCGGGUCUAUAUAAUUGGAGUAGAACAUGAAUGAGUCAAAAACAG
Lindgomyces ingoldianus is the source of this 1567-nucleotide messenger RNA. Its product is annotated as GroES-like protein. Lineage: Eukaryota; Fungi; Ascomycota; Dothideomycetes; Pleosporales; Lindgomycetaceae. The coding region runs from base 175 to 1266 and encodes 363 amino acids. The transcript has 3 exons. The record is from RefSeq and is a predicted model, not a curated record. Gene Ontology annotation, biological process: alcohol metabolic process. Gene Ontology annotation, molecular function: alcohol dehydrogenase (NADP+) activity; zinc ion binding.